UUGUCAGCCAGCUAAAGUAGUUCAGUUACUGUCUCCCCACAAACCAGUCUGACAAGUCUGGAGUGUUUGGGGCAACAGAAACCAAGGGCAUGUAAAACAUAAGAGAUAAAAUAAGGUAAAGACAGGCAUGAUCAGAGAGUCAGAAUAUAGGCGACUUGGAAUAUAGGAAGAUUUGGAAAUUCAGAGAUACCAAGGAAAAAUUCACUGAGGAGUUAUCCGGACGGUACAGGAGUAGAAGUUUUGCCCAACUUCGGGUCACGAGGCAUCAAUAUCUGCCACCUGACUGCUCAGCAGAAGUCUCUGAAGGAGAAAAAAAGAGCAAAUAGAAAUUGUGUGGAGUGACUGGAGCUCCCGCACCAUGAUUGAUAAAAUACAGUAAUCUCCUGUGUGACCAAGAGCCUGUGCCUAGUAAUAGAUGUAUGUGCUACCUGUGUACUCAGGAAAUCAAGAGGAGGAAGCAGCAAAUGAGCAGGGGUGCAAGGACCAAACCCCAAUCCAAAAACAUGCUGACCUGGAAACUGCCCCGACUGGUGACCGUUCAACAAGUGCCCAGGGUGUUUCAUGAAGACAGUAUCAUAUGUGGCUAUCGCUGUCCACAGAGCUCAGCCACUGCCUGCAUCCUGAGUCUCUUCCAAAUGACUAAUGAGACCAUUAAUAUCUGGACACAUUUCAUACCCAUAUGGUACUUCCUAUGGAAGAUGUUGUCCAUGCUGUUUUCUCAUGACUUCUUGCAUGAUCCAUUUUUGUGGCCCCUACUUGUCUUCAUACUGUCCUGCUGCAUCUACCCUUUGGCAUCCACCUGCGCUCAUACCUUCAGUAUCAUGUCCACCAAGGCUCGUCACAUUUGCUUCUUUUUUGACUAUGGAGCACUAAGUCUGUACGGUCUAGGAUCAGCCAUUGCUUACUCGGCGUAUGUGUUUCCAGAUCGGUGGGUGAACAGCACUUUCCAUCACUGGUUUGUGUCGUGUGCCGUGGUGAACACAGUCAUAUGUACUGGGAUGUCAUGUUACUCCAGAUUCCCAGAGGAGGCACAUCCACGGAUCAGUAAGGUUUUGCGCACAGCAGCCUUUGGAUACCCUUACCUGUUCGACAGCAUUCCUGUAUUCUACAGGCUGUUCCUGUGCUCAGGUGAAGACUGCACUGACAAUGGUACUUUUGCUUUGCACGUCGGACACACCAUCCUUGCCUUUCUCACAGCCUUCCUGUUUGCCACGCAUCUUCCAGAGAGAUUGGCCCCUGGCCGAUUUGAUUAUGUGGGCCACAGCCAUCAGCUUUUCCAUGUGUGCGCUAUCCUGGGCACUUACCUCCAAAUGGAAGUGCUGAUUAUGGACAUGAAUCUUCGUCGGGAAUGGCUACAGGUUAAUGGUCCCUCUCCAUCAUUCUCCAGUACCCUGGGAGCCUGGGGCUUGGCAAUGACCCUCAGCCUGCUACUGAUUGCUGGCUUCUCUUGGGCUUUGUACUGGAAGCUACAGCCACAAAAGAAAAAUAAGCACAUGUGACUUUGGACAUGAAAGCCUGUGCAAAUGUGUGAAUGUAUACAGUUCAGAACGGUUUGAAUUUUCUUUGGGACUGAUUGUUGACCCCACAUGGCCAGAGUGCAUUGAACAGACAAC
Molecule: messenger RNA, 1613 nt
Organism: Spea bombifrons (plains spadefoot toad)
Lineage: Eukaryota; Metazoa; Chordata; Amphibia; Anura; Pelobatidae
Gene: PAQR5
Product: progestin and adipoQ receptor family member 5
Exons: 8
Coding region: 420-1499 (359 amino acids)
Cellular component (GO): membrane
Molecular function (GO): signaling receptor activity
Source: RefSeq, a predicted model, not a curated record